AUGAAAUUCCAUUGGAAAGAACAAAGUAAAUAUGUUGCUGAAUACCACACCGAUACAGUUGAGUUUUGCUCAGAUGGAUCAAUGGCUCUGUGUGGCAGUUAUGAGCUAAACAGUGAUACUCAAGAGCGUUUCGGUGGCUUACUGUUAUUCAGUCGAGUUUCAACUGAUUAUCAGUAUGUUUUAUCGAGUAAUAUAUCGUGUUCUGGUGUAUUAGAUAUAAGUUGGCUAAAUGGUAAUGUCGCAAUCGGUGCAUUGGCAAAUGGUUCAACAAAACUAUGGAACUGUACUAUUGAUGGUCCGUCGCUAAAUGAACUAAUAGAUUUUCCAGUAUCUGAUCAUAUUCUACUAUCUGUCGAUACGAGUUCGGAUAGAUUUGUUUUCAGUGAUUCAGGUGGGAAUAUUAGUGUGUGGAAGAUCGACGCAUCAUCCUGUUCAAAUCCUCAAUCAAUUAAUAAGUGGCCUGGGCAUGAGUUUGAAGCUUGGUGUGCAUGUUUAAAUAAAUGGAACAGUGAAAUAGUCUUCACAGGUAGUGAUGAUUCAAAAUGUUGUGUUUGGGAUUUACGUGAAGGAUGUAAAAAGCCGUUAAAUAUCAUCAGACAUAGUGUGGGUGUUUGCAGCAUUCAAAAUUAUCCUGACGUAGAUUAUUCCAUUUCUACCGGAAGUUACGAUGAUACUUUGUAUUUAUGGGAUUUACGUAUGAUUCAUUCUUCUGACAAGGUCACCAAUACUACCACUACUCCUUUACAGAAAUGUCAGUUCAAUGGUGGAGUUUGGCGUCAUAAAUGGGGUCCACAAAAUUAUGUUAUAGUCAGUGCAAUACAUGAUGGUUUCGCUGUUGCACACCUACCAUUACGUUCACCUUUUAAUCACAAAGCAGAUGAAGAGGAUUCUGUAUAUAAAUUUCGUUCGACCAAUGGACAAUUAGCCUAUGGUAUUGACUGGUCAUUCAAUCAUAAAAUUAACCAGUUGGAAAGUAAUUUUAUGAAAUCAACUGUAGUUUGUUGUUCAUUUUAUGACAAUACUAUAGAAUUCGGUGAACUUAUUAUUAAGUUAUAA
Schistosoma guineensis is the source of this 1056-nucleotide messenger RNA. Lineage: Eukaryota; Metazoa; Platyhelminthes; Trematoda; Strigeidida; Schistosomatidae. The record is from the annotation of a GenBank genome assembly.